Cornus florida is the source of this 2075-nucleotide messenger RNA. RefSeq lists its product as uncharacterized. NCBI's taxonomy places the organism in Eukaryota, Viridiplantae, Streptophyta, Magnoliopsida, Cornales, Cornaceae. The transcript has a single exon. Bases 1 to 954 code for a protein of 317 amino acids. The record is from RefSeq and is a predicted model, not a curated record.
AUGGAGCAACCACCUAGGUUUGUUGCUCAGGGAGAGUAUCGUCACACUGUUUGUCGUCUUAAAAAGGCCCUAUAUGGAUUGAAACAAUCUCCACGGGCUUGGUUUGGGAAAUUCUCUGAGGCGGCAUUAGAAUUUGGUCUUAACAAAUGCCAGAUCGAUCAUUCGGUAUUUCACCUGUGCACUAAAGCUGGCUUUAUUUUUCUUGUGGUGUAUAUAGAUGAUAUUAUGAUCACAGAUGAUGAUUCUGCAGGCAUUGCUAAGUUGAAGUUGUUUCUGCAAAAUCGAUUCCACACUAAAGACUUGGGUAAACUUAGGUACUUCUUGGGUAUUGAAGUUGCUAGAUCCAAGGAAGGUAUAAGCUUAUCUCAACGGAAAUAUGUGUUGGAUUUGCUAGAAGAAACGGGUAUGUUAGGUGGUCGUCCAGUUGAUGCUCCUAUGGAUUCAAAUACAAAACUUGUGUCUGAUGAGGGUGAUCUAUUUAAUGACCCAGGCAGAUUUCGCCGCCUUGUUGGGAAAUUAAUUUACCUCACUAUCACUCGACCUGAUAUUUCAUAUGCAGUUAGCGUUGUAAGUCAGUUUAUAGGAGCUCCUAGAAUGCCACAUUGGAUUGCUGUUCUUCGGAUUAUCCGAUAUCUCAAGCGAGCUCCAAGUUUUGGGUUACUAUACAAAUCAAAUGGUCAUCUCAGGGUGGAAGGUUUUACAGAUGCUGACUGGGCUGGUUCUCUUUCAGAUAGGAGAUCUACUACAGGCUACUGCACAUUUGUAGGAGGAAAUCUUGUUACGUGGAAAAGUAAAAAGCAAACGGUGGUAGCUCGGUCUAGUGCUGAAGCUGAGUACAGGGCAAUGGCACAUAUCACUAGUGAGGUGACAUGGAUACAAAAUCUCCUAAAAGAACUUGGGUUGACAGUUGAAACUCCUAGUACAGGGCAAUGGCACAUACCACUAGUGAGGUGACAUGGAUACAAAAUCUCCUAAAAGAACUUGGGUUGAUAGUUGAAACUCCUACUCCAUUGUUCUGUGAUAACCAAGCAGUAGUUCACAUUGCAUCGAAUCCUGUGUUUCAUGAGAGAACCAAACAUAUUGAGGUUGAUUGUCAUUUUACUCGGGAAAAAAUAUUAAGUGGUAGCAUCUCUACUCCAUUUGUGAAGUCUGAAGAUCAAUUAGCUGAUAUGUUUACCAAAGUACUGGGUCAUAAUCGGUUAAGGACUAUUUAUUCCAAGCUGGGAUUAUUUGAUAUAUAUUCUCCAGCUUGAGGGGGAGUGUUAGAAUGUAUAUCCUUUAUAAUGUUGGGUCAUUAUGUAAUUACCCAUAGUAUUUAGGGUUAUUGUGUAAUUGUGUAAUUAGGGUGUCUAACCCUUGUUCUUUAUAUAAGCCCUAUUUAGAGGGCUGAAUAGUGAGUGAGACAAGAUACACAUUUCUCUCAAUCUCUCUCUCUCUCUCUCUCUCUCUCUCUCUCUCUCUCUCUCUCUCUCUCUCUCCCUAUCUCUCAUGAAUCUGAGCAGAACCAUUUUACUAUUUUGCUUUUGUUCUUACUCUGUUUCCUUCAGCCUUUAUUUGUUCCCCUUCUAGCCAUGGCUUCAUUAAUGUGACUGGCUAUUUUUUCCUGUGGAAAUCUUAUUAUUAUUAGUACUGGAGAAUUAUAUCUCUAAAUUUAUUUUUAAUUCGUUUAAAACUUUGCUUAUGAUUUGUGAUUAAUUUCAUUAAUUUCAGAAUUUUUUGUGCCAAGCAUAAAACUUUCGUUGCUUCUGAAAAUAAAAUCUAUUGAUUUGGAUAAGGUGAUAUUUAAAUGGUAACAGUAACAAAAUAAACUCAUGUUUAGCAAUUGAAUCCACUUUUUCCAUAGGACAUUUAUGUGAUUUUUGUAUCCUUAAAUGAAUCUGAAUUGAACUGAGGCUGUUCACAUUAUGCUAAAAUGCUCUUAAACAUGUUGUAAUGCAUUAGAACAUAUAGAGCUUCAUAAAUGUUGUUGUGAUAUUCUUGUUUCUCCUUUGUGACUCGAAUGAUGAUUACAUUGUUGUCCAUCUUUAAGUCUCUUCUUUUUCUGCUAGAUGUUUCUUUGCAUGUCAUAAUCAUAU